UUACAUAUCUCUAGUGUCAAGUAGUUCCGAUUUUCGGCUAUAUAUAUCGCCAUGAGCAGAGUAAGGCUAAACCCUUACAUAUAACUGUUCUAAUUAAUCGCCUCGUUCUCUUCCUUGUAUGAGCUUAUAUAUAUAUAUACACACACACACACAUAACCACACUUUUCUUUUUUUCUUUCUUUCUGUUUCCAUAUAUCUUCAUUUAUUUUUAUAUAUAAUUCAAAAUCAUUUUACGUACGUACGUACGGAACAUAUGGUACACUCCGAGGAAGAUGGAGAAGAGGUUGUAGUGAUUCGGAGCUACGACCAUUGUACGGACCGAGCUCGAGUUGAACGUCUUGAGAGAAGCUGUGAGAUCGGACACAACGACAGGAUCUUUCUCUUCACCGAUACCUUGGGCGAUCCCAUCUGCAGAAUCCGAAACAGUCUCCUCCACAAUAUGUUGGUGGCAGAGGUCGGGAACGAGCUAGUGGGUUCCGUACAAGGCACGAUAAAGCUAGUGACGGUCCACGACAACUUGGUCAAGGCAGGUUACGUGCUCGGUCUGAGGGUUGCGCCGCCGCACCGCCGCCGUGGCAUAGGGUUAGUCCUGGUCAGGAAGCUGGAGGAGUGGUUCGCCGCACAUGGCGUGGACUACGCCUACAUGGCCACUCAGAAAGACAACGAUGCUUCCCUCCGCCUCUUCGUCGGAAAACUCGGCUACGACUCGUUCUUAUCGCCCGCGAUCUUGGUCAACCCGGUCAACCGCCGUCUCAGAUUGCCUUCCGGCAUCGCCAUUCGCAAACUAAAGGUGGAAGAGGCCGAGUUGCGGUACAGAAGACACGUGGCGGAGACGGCGGAAUUUUUCCCCGACGACAUAGACAGAAUCCUGAGGAACAAGUUAAGUCUCGGGACAUGGGUUGCUUAUUACAACAAAAGAGAUGAUUACAAUGUCGGAAACUGGGCAAUGCUCAGUGUUUGGAACAGCGGAGAGGUGUUUAAGCUGAGGAUCGGCAAAGCUCCUCUGGGUUGUUUGGUUCUCACGAAAGGCUCCAACCUCAUCGGAAAAUAUCUUUCGUGCGUGGGUUUAACGGCGUUACCCGAUCUGUUCACUCCGUUCGGGUUCUAUUUCGUGUACGGAGUUCAUACGGAGGGUCAGUUCCCGAUGUGUGGGAGAUUAGUUAGGGCUUUGAGUGAGCACGUUAAUAAUAUGGCGGCGCGUGACAGCGAGUGUAAGGUUAUCGUGACGGAGAUCGGAGGAAAGGGAGGAGAUGAUUUGAGAAGAUACAUCCCACAUUGGAAAUUGUUGUCUUGUGAUGAUGAUUUAUGGUGCAUAAAACCUAUGAAACUCGAUGUCGAGUUGGCGAGUUCGACUCGGUCACGGUCUCUGUUCGUCGAUCCACGUGAAGUGUAGUAAGAUCGUUACGGCUAGCACCAUAUUGUGGUACUUUAUUAUAUGUAAAUUUGAGAAUUAUUUAAACUUUCCAUAACCAAAAACAACAUGGUGAAUCAUACACUCUCAUCAAUCCAACCCUUUAUAAUUGAAGACAAACACAUAGAAUAUAUAUUGGUUUGAUCCAUAUUGUAAUUAAUCUCAUGACUCAUAUGUAUUGUUUGGCUAUGAUUUUCGAAUUUCAAUAUUGUGGGAUCUAUACAUUAUGGCCA
This is a messenger RNA of Tarenaya hassleriana, 1644 nucleotides long. Its product is annotated as probable N-acetyltransferase HLS1. The transcript is spliced from 3 exons. Gene Ontology annotation, molecular function: acyltransferase activity, transferring groups other than amino-acyl groups. NCBI's taxonomy places the organism in Eukaryota, Viridiplantae, Streptophyta, Magnoliopsida, Brassicales, Cleomaceae. The record is from RefSeq and is a predicted model, not a curated record. Bases 119 to 1393 code for a protein of 424 amino acids.